Messenger RNA from Phycodurus eques (leafy seadragon), 8122 nucleotides. RefSeq names its product Rho guanine nucleotide exchange factor (GEF) 10-like a (gene arhgef10la). The coding region runs from base 247 to 3981 and encodes 1244 amino acids. Gene Ontology annotation, molecular function: protein binding; guanyl-nucleotide exchange factor activity. Gene Ontology annotation, cellular component: cytosol. Lineage: Eukaryota; Metazoa; Chordata; Actinopteri; Syngnathiformes; Syngnathidae. The transcript has 27 exons. Gene Ontology annotation, biological process: SREBP signaling pathway; actin cytoskeleton organization; positive regulation of stress fiber assembly. The record is from RefSeq and is a predicted model, not a curated record.
UGGGUGGGAAGGCAGGAGGAGGAGGAGGGAGAAGAACGAGCGAAGAAAGGACAGAAAGGGAUGGAAGCACUACCGAAAAGGCGACGAGGCGCGACGACGGAGAACCGUAGCGGCCGGCAAGCGAGGCGGCGCACGAGCGUGGAGAAUUUGCCAACGAGACACUCAACAAGGAGACUCCAAUGAUGAAAACCGGGAUUUGGAUGGGACUUCACCAGGAUUAAAGCUAGCCGAGGACGCAGAGGGGCCAUGUCUACCGCCUUCUCUCAGCAACUGCCAAAGCAGUACAAGGAGGCGGAGGAGGAGGAAGAGGAUGAGGAGCAAGGCGAAGAGUUUGUCUUUGACGACAACGAGGACGAGGAUAAGCCCCCGGAGGACGAUCGAGGGGUCGCAGGCGACUCGCUUCAAUUGUCAAAGCCGGAAGUCCCAAAGACGUGCGAGGACGCGUCGCAGGCUGUCAAAGACGUCAUGCCACAGGAAGGAAGUGCCAACAAAGAUGAUGCUGAAGUCGCUGAAUCAGACAGUGGGGUCCCUGCGGCAGCCCAGGUAAUAACCUCGAACGCUGAUCCAGGAGGCGGCGAUGCGGAAACGGCGAAGGAAAGCUCCGGGGACGUCCCCGAAGCCUCACAUGAAGUUGAAGCCGAUGUCAUCUAUGACGAUGUCCCGUGCGAGGAGCCCCUCUCCCCCGAUGAAGAUACGCUCUACGAGGACGUCCAGCGGGACUCGUGCGGCCCGCCUGUUGCAGGCAACGGGUGGAGCUCCAGCGAGUUUGAGAGCUACGAUGAGCAAUCCGACGGCGAGAGCAAGGUGCCCACACGCAGCAAGCUGUCCCCCGAAGUGCGGCGGCUGAGGGAACGCUGUGUCAGGACCAAGCGUGAGCUGGCUAUGAAGCUGUCUGGCAAGCACAACUAUGACAUCAAGGUGCAGCAGCUCAUGAAGGCAGCCAGAAGCAACACCAAGGAUGGACUUGAAAAGACCAGAAUGGCUGUCAUGCGCAAAGUCUCCUUCCUGCACCGGAAAGACACCAUCGAGGUGGAGGACGACGCGGGUUACCUGGAUGUGGCGAUAUCCGACGUGACGCAUCCGCCGCCCCAGCUGAGUGCCAUGCCGGAGGGCCUGACCAGCCACCAGGUUGUCAGGCGCCACAUCCUCGGCUCCAUUAUCCAGAGCGAGCGCAGCUACCUGGAGUCCCUCCGGAGAAUCCUGCAGGAAUACCACAGACCUCUGCUGGAGGCCGACCCACGCAUCCUGAGCCCACGCAAGAUCCGACCCAUAUUCUACAGAGUCCGGGAGAUCACGCAUUGCCAUUCCAUGUUCCAGAUUGCGCUGGCGUCGCGCGUGGCUGAAUGGGACAGCUGUGAGAAAAUCGGAGACUUAUUCGUCGCCUCGUUCUCCAAAUCCAUGGUGCUGGACGUGUACAGUGACUACGUGAACAACUUCACCAACGCCAUGGCGCUCAUUAAAAAGGCCUGCCUGUCCAAGCCGGCCUUUCUGGAAUUCCUAAAGAAGAAGCAGGCAUCCAGCAUGGACCGCAUCACUCUCUACGGGCUGAUGGUGAAGCCCAUUCAGCGAUUCCCGCAGUUCAUAUUGCUCCUUCAGGACAUGCUCAAGAACACGCCCAAGGGCCACGUGGACCGCCUGCCGCUGCAGCUCGCCCUCACCGAGCUGGAGACGCUUGCCGAGAAGCUGAACGAGCAGAAGCGGGUCGCCGACCAGAUCGCAGAGACCCAGCAGCUCGCGCUCAGCGUCAGCGAUCGCCUGCUCAGUAAGCAGCUGAACCUGGAGCAGGGGUCUCUGGUCCAGUGCGAGACGCUCAUCGAGACCGUGUACGGCGAGCGGGGUCAAGUCCUCAAGUCCAAGGAGCGUAAGGUCUUCCUCUUCGACGACGUCUUAAUCUGCGCCAACAUAAAUGUCAAGGGGUCUCCAGAUAUCAGCAGCCUGGUCCCGGUCGGGCCUAAGUACACCAUGAAGUGGAGUGCCCCCUUGCAGCAGGUGCAGGUGGUGGAGGUGGGUCAGGAGGGUUGCCAGGGUAAAGACGCCGUCUUACAGCAGAGCGUGAGCAAGCGGCAAGGCGGCGCCCAAGCGUCAGGUAAAUCCAUUCUGGGUCCUCCACGGCUCUACCAAGAACUGCAGGAGCUCCAGCAUGACCUCUGUGUGGUGGAGGAGGUGACGCUACUGGUGGGCACGCUGGAGGGGACGUACCAGAACCUGAACACCACAGUGGCCCAGGACUGGUGUCUGGCUCUGCAACGGCUCAUCCGUAUCAAAGAGGAGCAGAUCCAGAGUGCCAACAAAUGCCGCUUACGCCUGCAGGUGCCCGGCAGGCCAGACAAGUCCGGCCGUCCCGUCAGCUUCAUGGUGGUCUUCAACACUCCGAACCCCAUCAGCAAGAUCUCCUGGGUCAACCGACUGCACUUGGCCAAGAUUGGGCAACGCGAGGAAAAUUCGCCCGGCUGGCUUUACGGCGAGCACGAGGGCAGGACAACGGCGCCGUUUUGGUGCCCGCUGCUGGCCUGUCACAUGCCCGUUUUUGCUACCAAGUCCCCCGAGAGAAAGCUUGAAGCUGCCAUCCACAAUCCCGUUCACUGUGCAAUGUUGGGCUUCUCGGCAGCCAGCACAUCCUUACCUCAAGGCUUCCUCUGGGUGGCUGCCGGCGGGGACGAAGCCUCUCAGGGCCAGAUCGAGAUAUUCUCCCUCAACAGGCCCGUGCCGAGGGCCGUGAAGAGCCUGCAAGUGGACGCCGCCGUCCGCUGUCUGGAAUACGUGCCGGAAGCUUCUCCCACCGAGGAGGCGGAGGCCGGCGUUCAAAAGGUCCCGUCGGGGAACGGCGCCAGCAUCUGUGUCGGAUUAGAUGACGGACGAGUUCUGGUCUACGGCAGCGUGGACACCGCGGCUCAGUGUCUCUUGACCCUCAGCAACCCCCAGGGGUGCCCGGUCCUGUGCCUGAAACACUCGCCUUGCUUCCUGUUCGCUGGUCUGCGCGACGGAAGCUUGAUGGUUUACGGAAAGAAAAACAGCGAUGAUCUCUGGGAUCCGGAUUCCCGCAGAAGCGUCAACUUGGGUUCAGAUCCGGUGCGGACCCUCUUGGUUCUGGACGAUUCGGUGUGGGCGAGCAGCGGGAACUUUGUCACGGUGGUUGACAUGCGCAGCCUCAGCACUCAGAAACUGGAAGUCCACCCCGACCCGAUGGUGAGCGUGGCACACGUGGCACGCGCCGGCGGCGGCGUGUGGAUGGCGUUCUCAGAGGGCUCGUCCAUCCGUCUCUUUCACACCGAGACGCUGGAGCUGCUGCAGGAGAUAAACGUCUCCACGCGCUCCACGCUGCUCAACACCAGUCCGGAGAGCAUGCGAGUCACCAGCCUGCUCAUCUGUCGAGGACUCUUGUGGGUCGGCACCGCCCAAGGACUCAUCGUCACCCUGCCGGUUCCCAAACUGGAGGGAAUACCCAAAAUAACAGGAAAAGGCCGGAUCUCUCUGAACGGCCACCGCGGGCCGGUGGACUUCCUGGCGGCCAUCACCAGCACCUUGUCUCCGGACCUCCUGAAGAGGGACUCGGUAGCGGACGGGCCGGACUCGGCGUGCGGCGGCGAGGAUCCCAGCGACGCCUCGUCCCAGGAAUCCCUGCAGCAGCCGGUCCGCGGCCGGGGCGUCCUGCUGCGCUACAAGCUGCGCUCCACGUCGGGGCUGCCCGGACGCCCGCUCACGGCGCUGGCCGACGAGGCCUCCGACUCGUCCCUGGAGUCGCUGGAGCACGGCGUGGAGGACGGCUCCAUCUACGAGCUCAGCGACGACCCCGACACGUGGGUGCGGGGGCGCCCCUCGGAGAAGGACGGCAGGGGCAAGGACAGGGCGGUCUCGGCCGCCGUCGUCUCCGGGGGCCGAGGGUUCCGGAGGCUCCGGGAGGGGGCGACCGCGGGGCCUCCGACCGGCGGGGAGCCUAUAGAGAACGUUCUUUUGGUUUGGCAACUGCCGUUGACUGUGUGAUUUAUAACAACACGCUUAACCUCCGGUGCACUCGCGUAGCAUUCAAGAUGAAUCGUGUGCUGACACAUGAUGGCGGGAAAGAUGUUGCCAUCAGAAGGGAAGCACUUCGCCUUGUUUUUACAAGCCCGAUUCCAAUGAAGUUGGGACGUUGUGUUACACAUAAAUAAAAACAGAAUACAAACCCGGUAAUUCCCAAAAGAUGAGGUAGCUUCCAGAGUAGCAGGAAUUUCCUAUAAGAACAGUUACAGCACAAAAGAACAGGUAUUCGACUAAAUUGCAGCUUGUUCCCAAAAGAACAGGUGAUCCCUGAGUAACAGAUAUUUCAACAAAUUACAGCUAAGUCAUAAAUGACAGGUAGUUCCCAAAAGAACACGCCAUUCUAAAAAAAAAAAACACAGACACAAAAACAGUAUUACCAAAAGAACAGGUUGUUCCUCGGGAAACCGGUAUUUCCAAACUAACAGAUAAAUCACCAAAUAACAAUCGACAUGUAUUCAAGAUGAAUAGUAUUCUUACACGUCGUGGUAGGAUGGAAGUUGUGAUCAUAAGGGAAGCACCUCGCCUUGGUUCGAGCAAUUCCGAGUGCACAGACACGAGAAUUGUCGAGCUUUGUUUGACGGUUGACAAACAGCUGGAACUCUGCAUUAGCGCCACCUGCAGGACAGGAGUAGAACGAUGCCGAACUUUGUUCAUCGCAAAUCUUACGAACUGGGCGUCACGUUUUGCGGCGUUUGCCCCGCCUGACAAAAGUGCGCCCACCUUCAUGGGAGCCCAUCUGCCUGUGGACGCCGCACAUUAGCGCCGCUCCGUGAGCGCCGCCCGCCUCUCGUUGGUCCCGCUCAAUGUGAACAUCUCAAGAUGGAACGUGCGGCCCUCUUCCUCGUCGUCUUCCUCACGGCUGCUUGCACUUGCUGAUGAACAACCGCUCAACAAACAAGCUACACUUUGUUGCACAUUUUUUUAACACUACAUUUUUUUUUAACAUUUAUCUGUCCACUAGAAUGGUUUGAGCAUGUAGCACUUGUUUUCAUCCGUGUCUUAACUAAUUUAAGUAUGAAGGAGUAUUGGGGCUACGCACUGAACAGACAAGAAAUGAGGAUACUACCAUUAUAUAACAGUCACGCUUCAGGAAUUUCGUUUAUUUUUUUCCACACUCCAUCAUUAUGUAGUUUAAACUACAUAAUGAUGGAGUGUUUAAUUACAGAGAACACAACUACUGAAAUAAUCAAAUAAAUAAAAAUAAAAACUGUGAUUGGCCGGGAACUAGUUUAGGGUGUGUCUCUUGACCACAGUCAGCCGGGAUGGGCGCCGGCACGCCCGCGACCCUCGUGAGGGUAAGCGGUUCAGAAAAUGGAUGGAUGGGAUCGCGCACAUUUUUUUAAUUUUUUUUUUUUUUACCAAAAUAAUAAAAACAAAUAAUAAAAAACUUCUUUAAGAUUUCAUUCAAAUGUAUUGAACUCAAAAGUGAAAUACGACCGAACUGUACGUGGCCAGUGAUUCUCUCCCAUAUCACUAGAGGGGGCCACAUACCACAAUUUGAGAAUCACUGCUUUUGAGAAAUAUUUGUUUUCGAAAAAAACUUUUGCCUAGCAAGUAUUGAAUGUAGCCUUUUUGACUUUUAUCUUUCUGAAUGAUGACUUUAUUCUCGAAAGAUACCACUUUCUCCCCCAUACUCCUCCGUGCAGUCUCUUCAUUUAAAAUGUGCUUAAACAACCGAACCGCCAACCUGCAGGAACGGUCGUCCAUCUCUUCAUUUUUUUUUUUUGUACAAUAUGACUUAUUGGACACUUUAUUAGGUACACGAAUGAAUGACUUCUGGCUUGCAUCGAGAGUAUUUAUGUGGAGAAUGUUUUCUUUGCACAUUACGGGCCCCUGGGCAACUGAAUAUUUUUCACGAUGGCUGCCCAUUUUAAACAGUCGUAUGCCGACAACAUUGUGGGAGUGCAUAAAUUAAGGGAAAAAAAACUUUUUUUGUGUUUGGAAAAAAAAAAGUUGGUUUUUAACAAACAAUAGUCAUAUUAUUCAAGGGCUUUUAAUUAAAAAAAUAAUUCUUUUCGAAAAAGUGUUACGAUGGAAAAAGGUUUGGGGUAAACUGGGGUAAUUUUAACAAAUGAAUAUGAAAAUUCCCCACACACAUCACCUCUUAUUUGUUUUCUCCAAAAGAAUUUUUUUUUACCCAAAACAAUUGUCAAUCCCCUCAUGAAUAACUUUUUCCCCUAAAAGGUUUGACUAUUUAUUUAUUUAUUUUUUUGUCAAAAAAUGUUGACUAUUUUGUUUUCAAAAAUAUGACUAUUUUCCUCCCAGAAAUUGCUUUUUUCCCCUUCAAAAUUAGAUUUUUCUUUCCCCCAAUAAUGUGAUUCCUUUAAAAAAUAUGACCUUUUUUUUUUUUUUUCUCCAAAAGUAUGACUUUUGUCACAGCAUCAGACCUAUAUCAGUCUCUAAUAUGUACGUCUUUUGUGGAGUUCAAACGUCGAUGUUCCGCCGUACUCGUGUGUAAUAUAGCUCGGCCGCAGUCCAUCCGCUCGUGUUUUUCCCCCCCCCCCCCCGGUCAUAUUUAUGAGAGCGCAUACAUAAACACACCCUCAUCAUUUGAUCAGGAAGUAAAAAUGCCGGAAAAGAGUCGUCACGGCCGCCGUCCGUCUUCCCGGGUAAUCACGCCACUGGAAGCCAAAGCCGGGCUUUCCGGCGAGGCGACUUAACAGCGAAGGUUACGGUGCUCGGCAUCUCCCCCUCAAGUCUUUACUUAACCUUGCCGGCGUGCGAGGCUUCCCGCCUUAUCCUUUUUCAUCAUCCAUCUAUCCGCGGGAAUCGUUCCGCCGAGGAGACGACACAAAGCCGCCUCGCCGGCUGUCAUCUAAAUGUAAAUGCGCGUAGCAAACGUACAUACGCAGAUUUAUGUGCCACGACGCCCUGAGCGCGGUCGGCGCGGAGGUGUUUCGGCUUUUCCGUGUUUGUUUUCCCGCUGCUGAAAUAUGCAUGAUUCCGUAACAAACACAAGGAAAGCUACUACUGAACCUUGCGCUUAUCUCAUCUAUGAACAUGUCGGCGUUUGUCUUGCAAGUAUUUUGACCUUUGUGUUUUAGUUGCUAACCCCUCGUGUACUGUAAAUAAUAGCAGUAAUAAUUCAAAAUGGAACUGAUUUAUUAGCUUUUCAUGUUUUUAUGGCUAGUUGUCCAACUUUGCCGCCAAGCUCUACCCACACGCAGUGAUGAAAACGCGAAGGUUUUGCAUUUUAGCGUUGCCCGUGUGUCUAGUAUAUUUAAUUUAAGAAAUUCUGAAGCCAUCAGACAAAAACUGCAAAUGGCCGCUUCAGACCAAAAUAAGUGUCUUUUCGGGGCGUGGCUUCUUCAGAGUUUUUUGUGGGUCGACACAUGAUAGACAUGUCUACCGAAUUUCAAAUUUCGAAGUGAAACUAGCUCCAGAAGCUGAUUCAAAAAAAAUAAUAAUAAUCAAAUCAAAUAAAUAACUUGUUAGUCUUGGAAUGGCCAAACUGACCCUAAAACGAGCAAAAUUGCAGACUCCGUGUGUCUUUUUGGGCGUGGCUUCCCGAGACUUUUUUUGUGGGUCUACUCAUGAUACACAUGCCCACCAAAUUUCAUAUGGCAAAGUGAUUUUCAAAAAAUUCCUUUUCCUGAACACGGCCGCAAAAUGGUGAGUUUGAGUACGGGAAUUCAAGCCCUUCCAACGUGAGCUAAUUUGGCCUAAAAAUAUCAUGAAAUAUGAAUAUAUCAAUAUAAUUAAAGCUGCGAGCAGCGAUGUAUGGGCCCUAAUAAUAAUAAUAAUAACAUGGCGACUUUCUAUUAACUGCACUGGUGUCAUUAAAGUAAAGUUGUUUAAUGCAAAGUGUUGUCAGACUGAUGUUUCCCCCCCCCCCCUUGUAAUUUAAUUGAUUUUCCAAGUUGCGGAUUUAUUUUCACACUUUUGCAGAUAGUUCGCGAGAGUUCUCCAUCGUCCAUUGAUGUCUUUCCAGAUGUUGCCAUGGCAACAGAGAGUGACCCCACAUGUUGCCUCCUGAUCUUCUAUCAGUUUUGGACGAAAUUACAAAAUCCCCACGGGGCUGUCAAGCCUCAUGAAGGAUGAAGGUCCUGUUGGUACAGUUGAUGUCAACACCCCCGACCCCCGCCCCCCCCCCCCCCCCCCA